GGUGGCUGUGUUAGUCAAAUUUGACAUUGUCCUAACAAGUGCCCCCAGAGAGACAGUUUAAAGGAGGAAGAAUUCAUUUUUUGCUCACUACUUCAGAGGUCUAUCUUUGAUCACUAGGGCCCAUUGCUGUGGGCAUGAGGUAAGGCAAAAUAUGGCAGUAAGUCUGAGGCUGUUUUUUUUUUCUUCUUGGAAAUAUAUUAGAGAGAGUGUGACAGGAAUGCACCAGGGCCAAGACCUGUCUUUUAAAGUCACACAGCCAGCAACCCAUUUACACCAACUAAAUCUCAGCAUUUACAGUUCAAUCAGCUGUCAAGAGUCUUGUAAACUGCAGUCCAUCAAAGGGUUAAAGCAGUGAUUAACUCAACUCUCUUAUGAUCUAAUCUUCUCUGGAAACACCCCGACACACCCAGAGGCGGGUUCCACUAAUCUCCCAGGAACCUCUUAAUCCAAUCAAGUUGGCAGUCAAGAUUUACCACAGUGCUCUUGCAUAUUUAAUGAAGGGAUUAAACCGACAGGUAUUUAAGGAAUGGGUGGGCCACUCUGGGCUUUCAUAAAUCCUGUGUCUCCACGAGCAGUUCAGUUGGGCCUCGUGGGAUCCAGGUGACUGCAGUAUGGAUUUAAAGUGUACAUUUGGCAUGCUGGAAAAAGAAGCCCGGAGAAGGAGAAUUAUUCUGAACCAGAAUCAAAAGGACACUCUUCAUGCUUGGUUUGAAAAGAAUCCCAACCCGGAUUUAGCCACGAGGGGACAUCUGGCUAAGGAACUCGGCAUCUCUGAGUCUCAAAUUAUGACUUGGUUUCAGAAGCACAGAAAAAUGCAGAAACAAGUAGAGUAUGAAUAUUGCUUUGAAGAAAGCCAAGGCCAGGGACAAGAUAAACCUAAAGUUAAAGAAGCUGGAAGGAGCAGGACACACUUCACAAAAUUUCAGACUGAUAUUCUAAUCGAAGCUUUCCAGAAGAAUCGGUUUCCUGGGAUAGUUACCAGGGAAAAACUGGCUCAACUAACAGGCAUCCCGGAAUCCAGAAUUCAUAUAUGGUUCCAGAACCGAAGAGCUCGACACCCAGAACCAAGACAGAGCCCUCAGGCAAACGUUAAAUACCCCCGGAUUAGGCAGCACCUUGCUCAGAAGACUGCCUGUCAACUUGUUCCUUCCAAAGCUCCUGCCACUAGCUCUUCUGUUCUGUCACCUCUUUCUCCUCCCCCAACACCAUCUGGUCCUUUGGAUCUCUCUAGGGGCCGUCAGAAACAGUUGUCAAGGACGACAGCACUACAGCCCCCCCAGCUUGUACAGCGAAGGGGUGAUGGUCAAAACUCCUCAGUGUUUGCUGGCCACUCACCACGGGUCGGAACUUCAGGCGAGGAGGCCUUCUGUGCUUGGGCUCCUUUAGGGCUCCCAACCCAAGAAAGAUGGCAGGACUCCAGUGAGAACAGUGGCUUGGCUAUACCGCCCUUAGAACAUUCUACUCAGGCUCCAGCUGUCAAUCAACACUUUCAGGAACCGGACCCGAAAGACCCCGCCUUUCUACAACACUGGGAUAAAUGGAUCCAGUCCAUGCUUGCUGAAUGGAUGCCUGAUAAAGAAUACUGGUCUCUGGAGAAAGCUGAGCUGCAUCCGUGGCAGGAGCCGCUUCGGCAGCCUGCCGACGUGCCUCAUCAAGCAGACCAAACUCCACAGCAGUAGCGUUAAGCCUCAAGCCCUUUCCAUUAAUUCCCACUGAAGACAGCUUUUUCAGGAAAGGGCCUCAUCUUUCUGUAUCCAGGUCCAUAUGUGGUGACUGUACACAGCUUGGAGAACUUGUCAGAAGAUUUUCAGGUCCUCCUUAACGUGAGAAGAAGUUCGUUAGUGACUUAGAUUCAGGAGAACCUGUCUUUGGAUGCAAAAUCAGUGGCUAUACGGAAGCAUAGGUAUACUGAAUUAUGGAACAAAUUCAAGUCAGUAUACACAUAAACCACUCGGACACGCAAAGGGAGCAGUUAUGGUUAUCUUUAAUUUAUUCUUGAGAUCUGGUCUUGCUGUUACUCAGGCUGGUCUUGAGCUCGAGUUUGUAAGUCAAGUCAACUCUCCUGCCUCAGCUCCCUAAAUACCUGCCACCACAGGAAUAUGCCUCCAUGUCUAUCUUGGUUUUAAUUUUACUUAUGUUUUUAAAAAUAAAUUAUAAAGUUUCAUUUA
This is a messenger RNA of Meriones unguiculatus (Mongolian gerbil), 2168 nucleotides long. RefSeq names its product double homeobox protein B-like. Gene Ontology annotation, molecular function: DNA binding. The transcript has 5 exons. NCBI's taxonomy places the organism in Eukaryota, Metazoa, Chordata, Mammalia, Rodentia, Muridae. The record is from RefSeq and is a predicted model, not a curated record. The coding region runs from base 612 to 1679 and encodes 355 amino acids.